Nezara viridula (southern green stink bug) is the source of this 6986-nucleotide messenger RNA. The record is from the annotation of a GenBank genome assembly. Lineage: Eukaryota; Metazoa; Arthropoda; Insecta; Hemiptera; Pentatomidae.
UCCACAGGUGCAAGUCGAGAAGUUAUAAGAAAAACUUACCUCAAACUAGCGUCAUCAUCACCUUCCACAACGAGGCUAGGUCCACACUGCUUAGGACAGUCGUCAGUGUCCUCAAUAGAAGUCCUGAAUACCUCAUCAAAGAAAUCAUUCUCGUCGAUGAUUUCAGUGAUAAUCCUUUGGAUGGGGAAGAACUUUCGAAAAUACAAAAAGUUAGAGUAAUACGAAAUGACAAAAGAGAAGGACUUAUGCGGUCUAGAGUCAAAGGAGCCGAAGCUGCCAUUGCCCCAGUCCUUACAUUCUUAGAUAGCCAUGUUGAGUGUAACAAGGAUUGGCUUGAACCAUUACUAGAAAGAAUAGAUGAGGACAAAACACGCGUGGUUUGCCCAAUCAUUGAUGUCAUCUCGAUGGAUACAUUUCAUUACAUUGGGGCAUCAUCGGACCUUCGUGGUGGAUUCGAUUGGAACCUCGUAUUCAAGUGGGAGUAUUUGAGCCCAGGUGAAAGAGCAGAAAGAGCAAAAGAUCCUACUCAACCAAUCAGAACACCAAUGAUUGCUGGUGGACUGUUUUCUAUUGAUAAAGAAUAUUUUUAUCAUCUUGGAAAAUAUGACAUGGCUAUGGACGUAUGGGGUGGAGAAAACCUUGAAAUAUCAUUCCGAGUAUGGCAGUGUGGAGGCAGUUUAGAAAUAAUUCCCUGCUCAAGAGUUGGACACGUCUUCCGAAAAAGACAUCCUUAUACAUUUCCAGGAGGGAGUGGAAAUGUAUUUGCUCGAAACACCAGACGAGCCGCCGAAGUUUGGAUGGAUGAGUACAAAUCUUAUUAUUAUUCAGCGGUGCCUUUAGCAAAAGCUGUACCUUUUGGAAAUAUUGAUGAGAGACUUGCCCUGAGGGAAAAACUUCACUGCAAACCUUUCUCAUGGUACUUGUCGCACGUCUACCCAGAACUGAAAAUCCCUUCAUUCAGCAGCUCCAGCCCGGCUGGCAACAUAAGGCAAGGCCCUCUCUGCUUGGAUACAAUGGGUCGAGGUGCUGGCGCCUUGCCUGGAUUGUACCCAUGCCACGAUACCGGCGGCAACCAGGACUGGUCACUUACGUCCAGUGCUAUAAAGCACCAUGAAUUUUGUCUUACACUUUCCUCAGAUGUCCCUGGCCAGCCAUUACUAAUGACAGUUUGCGAGAAUUCACCACAUCAGGAAUGGAGGCGUAUCGAUGACGAUUCAGACAGUGGAAGUAUGCUGAAGCAUGCUCGAUUAUCUUUAUGUGUCGACAGUAGACAUUCUGCAAUGGGAUUGACUGCAGAGAAGUGCGACUCGUCCCUGCAGACUCAGCGAUGGACCCUCAGCACCAUUUAAAGUGUCUAGUUUAAAUAUAUAUAUUACCUUUCCCUAGUCCCUUCAUUGUUUAACUACGUCAUAUUUUGAGAAUGUGAUAGAUUGUCAAGAAAUAAAGUGAUAUAAUAAUCGCAUGAUUCAUUCUCGUCAUGUGAAACUCAGGAGGGAAAGAAAUGGUUUUGACUGAACUUAUAAAAUUAUAGCUAAACAUAAAAUUUUGACUGACGGUCUGAUUCAAAUGAAAACAAGAACUUGAUUCCCUUUUUUAAGUGGUUUUCGUAUCUGGCAAAAAAAAAAAUUUUGUAUCUUUCUACACUUAAGUUUAAACUAUUAAUGUUAUUUUUAUACUUUUGUAAAUUCUUUUAAUGGAGAAUAUUUUGCUGUCUUGCAACUUUUUUAUCAGUAUUUGUGUGAAUUUAAGUCUGCUGAAAUUUUUCAAUUACUAUUUUUUUUUUUUUUAAUGAGAUCACCAACUAAAAAAGCUGUUAAAUUUCUCAAUAAUAACUAAGUUCUCAAAGCCCAUAUCGACUUGAAGCGAUGAUUUGAUGAAAUUCGGCUGUGAUUCAGGUAAUUCCUCGGACACAGUAGGUGACUUUUCUUUUAUUCUGGGCCUCUUUUUGUGCUGAAUGGAUUGAAUCCGCUAGAAUAUGAUUAGUUAGAAUGAACGUGAUGCUGUAGCUUUUGUCAAUAGAAAUUGGAACUGUUAAUCUUAUAUUCUGCCCUGACACACUCUCAGAUUUUGCUAUUUUACUUUAUAUUUCAUAGCACUGUUGAUAUUGGUGUUCUCACGCUAGUUAGUUUUAUUGGUGCAUCUGAAGUCAAACUAUUUUUCAUUUUGUCCCAAUAAACUUGGCUUUCUAAAGAAGUGUUUAAAAAAACAUACUUGCUGCCUGCCUCUUCCUUAUUAUAAACUAGCAAUAAUAAAAAAUAAAUCCUCUUUAAUUUUAUCCUUGUGGAAAGAUUAUAUAUAAUGUAGAAAAAAUGUAUGUAAAGUUAUUUGAUAAAUAACGUAUUAUAUUGAUCAUAUGAAUUUACAUUUUGGGUAAUUUUUAUAAUACUUCCAUUUUGCUGUUAUAAAAAAUAACAAUAUUCUGUUGUUGUUUUUUUUUUGUAAAAAUGCUAUUUAUUUAUUUUUUUUAUUUGUUAUAGUUCUGUAAUUGAACUAGGUCAAUAUAAUUUUUUACUUAAAAUGACCUCCAAAAUUGUUUAUAUUCAUUUUAGGAGGUGGUAUUAAUUUUAUUCUGUAUUCAGAAAAUCCUGAUGUCUUGUUUAAAAAAAGAAAACGAUGAUAUAAUCAAUUUAAAGAAAUUCUAAUUUAAACAAAGCAUUUUUCACAGUAAUUGUUUGAUCAUAAAAAGUUUUCUUUUACUUAAAAUUUAGUUAUUAGGGAUGAGGCCUGAAUGAUUGCUUUGAUAAGACAGAUUUUCAUGUCCAAGCUUCCUUAAUUUAUUUUAAAUGCCAAUACUUCAUAGCACAGGCGGAUCUACGGGGGGGGGGGGGGAGGGACUUUCGGGUUGAAGCCCCUCCCACUCCCCCAAAAUGGUAAAAUAUAAUCACAUUUUAUAGAAAAAAAUAAUAAAAACUAUCUCUUAAAGUAUUAUUGUUCGUGUAAUUACAUUUAAUAGAACUUCGAGAAUCAUUUAAUCACUAUUUCAUAUAGGUAGUUAAUUUCUUCCCUUUUUUUUUUUCAAAUUAAUUAUCAUUAUACAUGUAUGAAAAAAAAGCUUUCGGGCUGAAGUCCUCCCCUCCCCCCCCUCAAAAUUAAAUCCCGGAUCUGCUAGUGCUUCAUAGCAUUUACUUUUUGGUUAAGAAUCAAUCUAAUUUUUUAUACGAAAAGCAAACUAUUUUCAGGCCAUUGUUAAAACAUUUUUUAAUUCAUAUUUCUGUUAGUUGUCCAUUUUUAUUUUAAUAUGAUGGAUUAGCUCCUCAUGAGUAGGCAUGCACUGUUUAUGAACAAAGUACAAUUAUUAUAAAUUUUGUUACCUUCCCGGUUUAUCAUAUUCAGCUACUGAAUAUUCCAUUCCUUUAUAUCGUCUGCUUGUAAAAAAAAAAAAAAAUCAUAUUAAUUUUGUCAAAAAAUCAAGCUAUUAUGUACAAAUGAAUGUUGCAAUACAGCUCUAGCAACAGUAAUUUCUUAAUAUUUACAAACCUCAUAUCCUAAAUAGAAUUAGAAAUUGAUAAAAUUACUAGGCAACUGUUGUAAUACGUAAUAUUAAGGGGAUAUUUAAAUUUCUUAGAGACAUUAAUGGUAAUAUUUUGGAAUAAUACAGGAUCUAUACUAAAUAAUUUAAUAUUGAAGGAUAUGAAGGAAAAAAUUAAUAUCCUUGCUAGUUAAUGUCUACGGAAUUGAUAAAGUUUUUUGUUUUAUUUAGAAAUUUUGAAUACUCCGAAAAUUAUAUUGUUUUUGGAUAUCUUCUCCCAUAUUAGAACGUAUGCAUGUUUAAUGUACACAGACCCAAUAUCUGUGAAAUUGUGCUCUGAUGACAAACUCUCAGUUCCAUGAUUAAUAUAACAAACAGAAAACACCUUAAGUAAAAUAACGUUUUAAUCACUUUCAAGCCAGAAUAAGAAGGGGCUAGGCAAGGAUAAUUGGAAACAUGGUUUUGUAUGGUACAUGCCAAAUAAUUGAGGUUUUACAGUAUUAAAUAUAUUAUUUAUGUAUUUAAUAUAUAAUUUGAGAUCACCAUUGCUCAUGUUCCUUGACUCCGUAGAGGUAUUAUUAAUUUAUGUUUAAAUCUGAGGGAAUUGGGACAUCAUUUUAAUUUUAAGAGUGUGUUUGUGUUUUAAUUAUUGUAAUUAGUUUCUGGGCUGUUGUGGGGCCUCAUAAUUUAACCAUUGAUAUGUAUCUAUUUUUGUGAUAUUUUUUUAAAUAACUUAAUGCUUUCGAGCAUUACUUAAAAACUAAAAAAAAAAUAUAUAUAUAUAAUAAUUUAUUUGUAUAUUUUCAACAUAAGAAAUAUAUAAAUGUAACUGUAGUUGCCAGGAAAAGUUCCUUAACACCACAAGUAUGAUCAUUUUUGUACUAAGCACCACUUUUUGAAUUACUGUUCUUGCAUCUCGGUAUAUAUGUAAAUAUCUGUGUUACAUCUCAUAAGUAUGUAGAUACUUAUAUACAUAUACGUAUAUUCAUGUGAAUUUGCACUUAUAUAUUUAAUAUUAAUAUAAAUGUGGAUUAUUUAUAAUAGUUAUUACCAUGGUGAUAUAUGAUUAUGAAUAUUUAUAAUUUUACUUGAUUCAAUAUUAUUAAUGAAACACUGUAAUAUAAUGUUUGAAUAAUUAUCAAUAUAUUUGUAAUUCAGUAGAGUCCUGCGUUAGUUGUAAAAUGUAUAUGAUAAAUAUUUUAUUAACUUUUUUCUCAGAAAAACAUAUUUUCCUUUGAACUUGAUUUUAUUUUAUCUACUACUUAAUUCAGAAGUAGAUCUAUGUUUCAGAUCCACAAACUAAAAUAGUUUUAACAAAAUAAAACUUCUUUGCGGUUAAAAAUCUAAAUUUAUUUAUUGUAAUGUACCAAACAUCAAACAAUUCGUUAAUGUUUUAAUGUAAAAUUUAAGAAUAAAAAAAAUUGAAAUAAACCUUUUUAAAAAAAUGGAAGGUGUGAAUGGAUUGUUGGCAACUUUCUGACAUAUGUAAUACAUUUUGAAUAAUAUAAACAAAACAGUUUUGUAUUACGUAAUUACAUUCUUGUGUAAAUUUUGCUUAAGUAAUACCUAUUUAAAUUUUUUUAUGGUUAGUAUAUUAAAAAUUUAAUUAGUUUUAUUUUAAUCCUGCUUAGAUUAACUGAAUGUCUAUCCUACAGGACUCUACCGUAAUAUUGUAAUUAUACUUUUAAGGACAAAUAAACUAAACUAGCAAAGAAUAGACACAUGAAUCAUAAUCUAUAAAAAGGAAAGAUAAAAUGAAAGAAAGUGAGAUAGUUUGAGGUAUGAUAUUGUGUGUAGACUGGAUUUUAAAAGCUUAUUAUUCAUUAUAAUUUUCCAAAAUUAUUGUUUCUUAUAUAAUUUAUUUUAAUAUUAUGAUAAAAUUAUGUAUAAUUUUAAUGUGUAUGAGAUAAAGGAGAAAAAAUAAGGUGUGCCAAUACUUUUUGUUGCCACUCUGUCGUCAGGAGUUUUUUCCUCAAUCAUUGUUUAUGUACGGAAACAUUAUUUGUCAUCAAAGCCUCCCUGGCAGACCCUUUUAUUUCAGUCUGUGAUAUUUGUCGUAUUAGAUUUAUUAUAUUUUUUGCUGAAAUCUUUGUGGCAUAGACUUCUUCCUUUUCAAUUGCCUAUAUUAUAUUUUUACAUUCUUUAUAGCAAUUUUUAAAAAACAUAAUAUCAUUUGAAGAAAGCCUAUAAAUGCUUACAUAUCUUCCUUAUGCAGCUUCCAUGUUUAAUUGAAAAUAAUUGUAAUUAAUUACAUAGCCUACGAUGUUAGAUAGAAUUUGAUUUUGGGAAUUAAGUAUCUUUGAAUUUUAAGGUAUAAUGUAAUUGUAUUUUUCAUCCACUUCAGAACCAUAACUUUUAAUUGGCGUUAAUAAGAAAGAACAUUCGAAUUGAGGAAUAGGAUUGAUGAAAUUAUUUUAAUUAAUCUAUUUAUUUUGAAAAUGUUUUGGACCUUUUAUUGCAAUUACUUUUGUUGUUCUUUCGUAACAUUAUUUCUUGUCUAUUAAUAAGUCAUUUUCAAUUGUAAAUGUAUUCUAAUAACAACUAACUUAAUAAUGAGUUAUUUACAGUUGAUAAAUUUAUAUAUGAAAGGUAGGAAGAAAAAAAAAAAGUGUCACUUAUUUUUUUAAAAUUGAAUUAUAGGUAUAUAGAGGAAUUUCCCUAUAACAAUAAAGGAUGUAAAUUUUGUGCGAAUGAAAGAAGUGUCUGUCUAUAAGAAUUAAGAAGAAUAAAAGAUGUGCAAAUGAUAAAAGUAUGCAUAUAAAUAUGCUUGAAAUAAAAAAGAAAUGUGAGUAGUAAUAAUAGUAGUAUAGUAUAUAAUAUAGUAGUAUUGUAUAGAGUAAUAUAUUACAGGGCUCGAAACUUUUUAAGAAAAAAGUUAUUAAUAUAAAAGGAAUUUUUUUGUUAUUAAGUUUCAGAUUUAUGAUCUGAUCUUAAAGCUCUAAUAAAAAAGUUCUGUUAAAUUUAAAUUAAAUAGUAAUUGGGCUCAGAUUAGAGUUAUAAUUUGUCUUAAAUGAAUCACACAUGAUUCACAAUGUUUCGUUUGUUUGAGUGGCUAUGAAUAAAAGUCAUUUUUUAGGGAAGUCAACAGAUAUUUUAGAUAAAUGUUUUUUAAAAAUAAAAGUUCUGUAAAAUCUUUACUUGAAAUUUAGCAAGGGAAAAAUUUCCAGUUCCAAAAAAACUGAAAAACUAUAGAAAAUAAAAAUUCUGCGAUGCUGAAACUUUUUAAAAACAAAAGAGUUUUUUGCUCUGUAUUUCAAGCCCUAGUUUACAAUAAAGGUACAAACAUUAUGCACAUACUGGCUUUGAAACCAAUAUGCCACAAACUUUAGACACCUUGUAAAGCGUUUAAUAUUAUAUAAUAGUAGGCCUGUCAUCAUAACGAUAUUGGUUCGAGCUUGACAGAUCAAUUCAAAUAUGAUUUAGUUGAUUGCACGACCCCUUGAUUCAAAAGUAAUUUUUUAGCUGGGCUAUUAUCAUGUUUUACUUGUAAUUUUUUUUUAAUGUGCUAGCAACACAG